Molecule: messenger RNA, 3342 nt
Organism: Aricia agestis (brown argus)
Lineage: Eukaryota; Metazoa; Arthropoda; Insecta; Lepidoptera; Lycaenidae
Exons: 6
Coding region: 461-2770 (769 amino acids)
Biological process (GO): monocarboxylic acid transport; transmembrane transport
Molecular function (GO): monocarboxylic acid transmembrane transporter activity
Source: RefSeq, a predicted model, not a curated record
CCUGCCUGCCUCGAAUUUAAGCACCGAGACCAGCUGCUGCCAGCUUGUGUUUUGCUAUGUAGUUGAUCUAGAUUCUAGAAAGUAAUCGUGUUUAUUUUCUUAAAUUGCAUAGCUUUUUCGCGAAUUAUCUGAUUAUUAUUCGCAUAAAAUAAAUAAGAGUUUGUUUUAGUGUAACAAUAGGUUAUCCUCAUUUCUCAGUAAUCGAAAUCAGUGCCUACCUUUUAGACUUUACAAGGAAUAUUUGUUUGAUAUAAGACGUCGUUUAUAAUAUUAUAUUGUUGAGUGUUUAAUGUUUUACCCGAGUUCUGCAAUGGUCCGAGCAGUUUUCUAGCACUGUCCAGAGUGUCACAGCGAUUUGCAUGAGGUCACGACGGUGGUGCGGUGUCCGCAUGGAAGCCCGGCGGCCUGGUGAUCCCGCGCUGCACCCGCUGCGCGCGCAGUUUCGCCGCGCCCUGCCGGAAUGGACCGCGCGCGCCUCUCGCCGCCGUCGGACGGCACGAACCGUCGGCCGUUCCAAGGAGGACCCGGCGGAGCCAUCGAGACCCCGGCCGCGGAGUCCCUAGACCCAGAGACUUCGCGGUCCGUGCCGCGCGCGCUUCCCUCGAUACCGGAGAGCGAGCCGCUGCUCGACGCCGACGUGCCGCGCCGCAAUGGCCGCCUACACGUGCAGUUCGACGCGCAGUCGCCCCCCGCCGCCGUGUCCAGCUCGAGCUCUAGCUCCAGCUCGGACGACGAGGACGUGUCCAUCGCCGAGGCCCGCCCGCCCGAUGGCGGCUGGGGCUGGGUCGUCGUGUUCGCCUCCUUCAUGGUCAACCUCAUCGCCGACGGCAUCACCUUCAGCUUCGGCGUCUUCUUCCCCCACUUCCUGGAGUACUUCGGCGAGGGCAAGGGCAAGACCGCCUGGAUCGCCGGGUUCUUCAUGGCGAUGCCUCUCCUCUCGGGGCCGAUCGCCAGCUUCCUCACCGACAGAUACGGGUGCCGGCGAAUGACGAUCCUGGGGUCCGUGCUGGCCGCCAUCGGAUUCGUGAUCUCGGCUUUCGUCGAUAAUAUGGAGACGUUGUUUCUGACGUUCGGCGUUAUGGCCGGCUUCGGAUUGAGUCUGUGCUACGUCGCCGCCGUCGUCAUAGUGGCGUACUACUUCGAAAAGAAGCGAUCCCUCGCGACGGGUAUAUCCGUGUGCGGGAGCGGAAUCGGAACGUUCAUAUUCGCGCCGUUGACGUACGUUCUGCUCGACGAGUACGGGUGGCGGGGAACGACGCUGAUUCUUGCCGGGUUCUUCCUGAACAUGGCGGUGUGCGGCCUCCUGUUCAGAGACCUGCCGUGGACGGCGACGAUGAACGAGGAAAGAGCCAAGGAGAGAAAGAGACGACGAGAGAGAAAAAGAAAUAAGCGUUUCGGGUCGUCGGCCGAUAGCUUCUCCGAUAGUAAAAGUAGCGCAGCCGGGUCGACGAAAGUAGUCGAUAGCGUAGAUAUAGAGGCGGUAACUUCGAGAGUAGUUCCGCAAUUUAGUUCCUUAGUAGAUCUCCCCACGUUUAUGACCGGAGGGGAGGGGGUAUCGCUAGAAGUUUUCGAAUUGAUGUCGAAUAAGGGACGCGCGUAUGCGAUGCUAGCUCAGAAUUAUCCUGGAGUGAUGUUGCCCUCCAGAAGUUUUAGCGAUAGCGGUCGACUCCACGAGAUGUCGCCGCCUAAGGCGCUGAUGUCCCCGAAUGCGAUGUCUCCGGGGACGAUGUCGCCCACAACGUCGAGUCAGGCCCCGAACGCCCCGGAGAGCAGCGCCCCGGAGAGCAGUGCCCCGGCGCCGCCUCUACACGAAAAGGCAGCUCUAUCUCUCUGGCUGAGGCGGCAGCAAGCGGGAUCCACGAAGAAGCCGCCGGCGUUCUUCAAGGACUUGAGAAUACACAGACACUCGCUAACAUACAGGGGCGCUAUGCUCAACAUCAACCGGUACAGACUUCGCGCCUCGUCGUGUCCGAACAUCUUCAGAAAUUCCAUGACCACUAUUGCUAAAGAGAAGGUGCAGUGGUACGCGGGUCUGUGGGACUUGUGGGACUUGAUAGUGGAUGUGCUGGACUUCUCCCACUUCAGGAACUCUGCGUUCCUGGUGUUCGCGCUGUCCAACUUCCUCCUGUACAUGUGGUACGACGUGCCGUACGUGUAUAUCUCUGACAGCGGGCAGCUGAUGGGCUUUAACGAGUCCCAGUCGUCCAUGCUUAUCUCCAUCAUUGGGAUACUUAAUAUGUUUGGAGAGAUAUUCCUCGGCUGGGUGGGCGAUUGGGAGUGCGUGAGCCCGAGCGUGGUGUACGCGGGCUGCAUGGUGAUGUGCGGCAUCGUGACACUGCUCAUGCCGUUGCUCUCUACGUACCUCACCCUCGGCGCCGCCGCCGGCAGCUUCGGCGCCUUCAUCGCCGCCAACUACUCGCUCACCAGCAUAAUCCUGGUGGAGCAGAUAACCCUGGAGAAGUUCACUAACGCGUAUGGCUUGCUGCUGCUAAUACAGGGCCUCGCCAACCUCAUUGGUCCGCCGCUAGCUGGCUGGGUGACCGACAUGACAAACUCCUACGACCUGGCCUUCUACCUCGCCGGAGUGUUCAUCGCCAUCUCGGGGCUGGUGCUCAUCGUGCUGCCGGCGCACCGCCUCGUCCAGAGGAGAAAAGAACGCAGUAGAAUAGAAGAAGCAGCGCAAGAAGCGAAGACAGAAGGAGCGAAAGAAGUGCCGGAGAGCAUUAAACUAAAUGGCGACAUCAAGCAGAACGGGAAGGUUAUAUUCUAGUAAAUAAGUAGGAAAAUUGCAACCGGACGCAGUGUACGUUCUUUUCAAAUUGAUCGCAACGCCUGCAGACUUAAACUAUUUAAAAGAGUUUUUAACGGUCAAGCGGUUUAUGUCAAAACUUAACAGGUGAAGGAUUUUAAGCCGAUGAUCGUAUUGAAUCGUAUUUUCAAUUGACCGCAAUGACUGCAGAUAUAACAUAAAUUAACGUGAGUAUGUGCGCGUGCGAGCGACAACUCUGUUGAUAAUGCAGUCCCAAGACAUUAAGUCAGUGAUCGCAAAUUCGUUCUUUACUUGACCGCAACGACUGUAUACGUAAACUACGUAUAUGCGCGUAAGUACCAUAGUACUAAGCGAUUUUCGAGUAAACUUUGACGUUAUAAUAAAAUUUUUUCGGAUAAUCCAAUAACGCCUGUUUUGUACGAUUUCUAGUAUCAAGUUGUUAUCAAUGAAAAGUUCAAAUAUAGAGUGUUAGUGUAUUCAUAACUUAUCUCCUAAAGUAGUAUUCAAUUAUAAUGUUUAAGGAUCACGAAAAAAUUAUGAACAUUUUUUAAUACGCGAUUUGUACGUAUAUA